UCUAAAUACGGAGUACUGAACUAGAGUACCACAUGCAACAACGAAUCGUUACAAAACGCAGAGUAGGAAAAGGCUCACCAUCGCGGCCAGCACGUUACGUCGUCGUUACUUUUUAAUUUUUCUACAGUCGGAAGCGUUUUUCGCCUUUCUACAAUAUAUAGUAUAAAGCAGUUAGACGUAGUACUUUUUAUGCUUAGUCGCGCGGCAAUUCUCGACAGCGGAGGAUCUCUCUUGCUUUAGUGCUGGAAUAACGUGUUGUUCUGAAAGUUUGUGAAAUUAUUACCAUAAUUUAAUUAGCGGGAAAUAAAUUUCUAAAUACGGAAUAAAAAAAAACUAAAACCACAAAAGUGCCUUGUAAUAAGUGAAGUGCAACAGAAAUUGUAACACUUCUAAUUUGUUUCACAUCAGCGAACGAAGUGCCGAGAUGACACCCUCGAUUAAGAACAUCCCGCGCCGUCAGGCAAUCCCGAUGCUGUACACGAGAGGAACGCACUACGAUGUUGGAUACGAUGUGGGUCGAACCUUUGCAGCAAUUAUUAGAAAUUUUCUUCAACUGUCCGGACCAUUGAACGAUACGUAUCUUCCACUAUACAACACCGAUGAAGGAAGAAAAGUUUACAACGAAACUUUGGAAUCGGUGAAGAGAUCCUUUCCGCAGUACAUUCGUGAGCUUGAGGGCACUGCAGAUGGUGCACAAGUAGAAUUUCAUAAGUUGUUUCUGUUGCACAUGGAUGAUAUUUUACCGAUAGCCGUAGCGGGUAAAAAUAGCAUCAAUCAACCGAUUGGAUGUUCGACUAUUUGUGUCAACGAGCCUGACUGUGAGAUUUUAGCUCAUACAGAAGAUGCACUGAGUGAAGUCCUCAAUCACUAUUACUUCGUUUCGGCCCACAUAGUUUCGGACUCUCCUCAGGGAAAGUAUAACGUAACAGAAGAACGGUUCACUUCCUUAUGCUACGCAGGUCACCUACCUGGUUACACCAUGAACUAUAACCAUCAUGGGCUAGUAUUUUCGAUCAAUACGUUGAGCGCCAGAAAGUUGCAUGGUGGAAAAACUCCACGCCAUUUCAUAACACGGGCUCUGCUUUCAUCGGAAAACUUUGUUCAGGCCCAACAAAUACUGCGGGAUAACGGAGUUGGUGCUGCUGAUGGAUGUUCGAUCAAUAUGACGUUUUUGAAACAAGAAGGAGAUCGUUUGUUCCACAACGCCGAAAUGGGACCUUCUGAGCGGGACCAAUCACAGUUGAACAUUUUGACUGCCAGCCCGGGUGAGUUCCUCGUACACGCUAACAAGUACCUGCGACUGCCAGUGCCGGAGGUUACCGGACUUAUAGUGGACUCCAGUGUAGAACGUAUGAAAACGUUCAAUUCGUUCAAGCCACCGAAAACCGUCAACGACGUGAUUCGUAUGUUAGGCGAUCAAAGCGCCAAAGAGCAUACCGUCUUCCGGGAAAAGGAUGCCAAGGAUAUUGUAAAGACGGUUUGCGUAGGAAUUUUCGACUGCCGCAAGCGAACCUGGUCGUUGUAUUCCGAUAAUCCGAAGUUCAAUGCUCCACUCGUUGUGCUUCCUCUUGUGAUUAGAGAUUGAUCUGUUUGCAAAUUGAAUCGUACUUAACGACGAGGCAUUUAUAUUGAACUUUUCGAUGUAAUAUUGAAACAACACCGCGUUACGAUCUGUUCUCUCGUGAAGAAAUACCGUGAAACCAUAUUUUGAUCUACACAUCUGUACUGCAUAUAAAUUAUACGUCCUAGCAAGUGCAAUAUUUUUUUCAGCCAUUGUUAUUACUCGAUGUUGACCGAUACAUUUAAAUUGUUGUAUUUAUCGAUUAAAAGUUGAUGCUUUUACAAAGAA
Molecule: messenger RNA, 1849 nt
Organism: Malaya genurostris
Lineage: Eukaryota; Metazoa; Arthropoda; Insecta; Diptera; Culicidae
Gene: tan
Product: beta-alanyl-dopamine/carcinine hydrolase
Exons: 7
Coding region: 425-1585 (386 amino acids)
Source: RefSeq, a predicted model, not a curated record